This is a messenger RNA of Vicia villosa (hairy vetch), 1548 nucleotides long. RefSeq lists its product as uncharacterized. The record is from RefSeq and is a predicted model, not a curated record. Gene Ontology annotation, molecular function: aspartic-type endopeptidase activity. The transcript has a single exon. Lineage: Eukaryota; Viridiplantae; Streptophyta; Magnoliopsida; Fabales; Fabaceae. The coding region runs from base 1 to 1548 and encodes 515 amino acids. Gene Ontology annotation, biological process: proteolysis.
AUGAACGAGUCAUUGGUGGAGCUCAAACCAAUGCCACCUCCUCUCCCUAGAAAGGCUGCACCUAGAUUCAACCCUAAUGAAAGGUGCGAAUAUCAUGCUAAUUCUCCCGGACACACACUGGAAAAAUGUUGGGCUUUCAGACACAAGGUUCAAGACUUGAUAGAGUCAGGGGCAAUCGCCUUCGACAAACCUAAUGUGAAAACGAAUCCCAUGCCUCAUCAUGAUGGCACAGUCAAUGCAAUCGAAGUCGUUACUGAGCAAGAGUUAGUUCAACAACGGAGCUCCCCCAUAGAUGCCCUUAAGAGGUAUCUACAUGCAAAGGGGUUCAUCCUAGAACAUAGCGAAGAUUUUAAGGACACCUUGCAGAGACUCGUGGACCAAGGAGUAAUUCAGCUGAAAGAACAUCCUGAGGAAGAGUAUGUGGCUAUGCUAGAUAGGAAUGAGCCAAUGAUAAUACCCAGUCAAGGGGCAAGGAAGCCACUAAUUAUUCCUUGUUCUAAAGCGCCAUUGCUGAUACCCAUACAAGGGUACACUAGGAUCAUCCCAGUCAGAGCUCCGUACCCUGUGGACAAAAUGAAAGCAGUUCCUUGGGAAUAUAACUCUGGCACUGAUACUGCCGUAACAAACAUUGUUGGGCCUGGGGGCAUGACUCGUAGCGGCCGCAUAUUCAAGACUGCACAACCUAAUGAAAACGUGACGCAAGCCAGCAAUCAGACUACUGCAACCCCAACUGAAGAGGGCAUGGCCAAGGAUAAGGAAGCCACUAAUAAGGACGCUGAGGAGUUUUUGGCGUUAAUCAAAAAGAGUGAUUAUAGGGUGGUGGACCAGUUACACCAGACUCCGUCUAAAAUAUCGCUCCUCUCGCUACUAGUACACUCAGAGAAACAUCGAUACACCUUGAUGAAAAUCCUAAACGCCGAUCAUGUAACCAAAGACAUCACUGUAAACCAAUUCGAUGGAAUGGUGGCUAAUCUCACCGCUGGGGCAUGUUUAGGAUUCAGUCAUCAUGAACUACCUCCACAAGGGAAGGAGAAUAACAAAGCCUUGCAUAUCUCCAUACAAUGUGAGAAAGCUCACCUAUCUAGGGUUCUGAUUGAUACAGGUUCGUCAUUAAACGUGAUGCCAAAAGUUACUCUCGAUAAAAUAGCUUUGGAAGGCCUAGUAGUUAGACCAAGUCGUCUGGUAGUCAAAGCCUUCGAUGGAUCACAAAGUCCGGUGUUCGGAGAAGUGGACCUCCCUGUGGUAGUUGGUCCUCACACUUUUUGCAUCAAUUUCCAAGUGAUGGAGAUUGAACCAGCUUACACUUGCUUAUUGGGACGUCCCUGGAUUCACGCCGCUGGGGCAGUUACCUCCACCCUUCAUCAGAAAAUAAAAUUUGUGGAUGGGAACUCUAUAGUGACCGUCAAUGGGGAGGAGGACAUAUUUGUUAGUAAUCUGGAUUCGUACCGAUACAUUGAGGCCGGAGAAGGGACACUAGAAACUGCGUUCCAAGCACUAGAAAUUGCGACUGCUAUCACAUUGCCUUUUCAAAACUGCGAUUUAUCAUAA